Messenger RNA from Clunio marinus, 993 nucleotides. Lineage: Eukaryota; Metazoa; Arthropoda; Insecta; Diptera; Chironomidae. The record is from the annotation of a GenBank genome assembly.
AUGAGGUUCAUCAUAGUCAUCUUACUUACUUUGGCUAAAUUGUCGCAUUCUGAAACCACUUACCUUUACUGUGGGACUAUUAAAUGCAGAUACGAUCAGCAUAUUGAAAAUGUUCACAGUGAGAUUAAUGUUGCUGACACUGGAAACAGUAAAAGCAUAAAUGAACAAAAUUAUUUAUCUACUUAUGCUGUUGUGAAGCCACCAAGGUUUUCAAAAACUGAUUUCUGUAUCAGUUAUAUAUCAUCAUAUGUCAUGAGUCAGACAGAUUUUGAUAAAAUGCUUGAUUGCACGAUCAUUGAUUUGAGUGGAAAUCGAAUUGAGAAAAUAGAAUCACAAUAUUUUGAAAAUUUGCAUCUAUUGCAAUCACUCAUUCUGGACAAUAAUCAGCUAAAAAUGUUCCCAGCUCAUGUAUUUUACAACCUUGUCAAUUUAAGAAGAAUAACUGUCAGAUACAAUUUGUUGGAAGUGUUAGAAGGCGAUUUAUUUUUGAUGAACGAGAUCCUGGAACAUAUCGACCUUUCUAAUAACAAAAUAAUUAAAGUUUCACCCAACAUUAUUGACAACCUGCCACAUUUAAGAUUCAUAUCGUUCAAUGGAAAUAUUUGUGUUGACUCCAAUUAUCCUGAAAUAUCUAAAGAUGACUUGAAAGCAAUGCUAACAUCAAAUUGUGGAGAAAAAAAUUUAUUUACAUUCAUUGUUGGGCUGAUGAAAAUUUCUUCAAAACUGCAAGGCCAAUUCUGUAAUAGUAGCGAGCUAAAAGACAAUGGUACUAAUCAUAACUCGAAUCAUUCGCAAAGUGAAAAUGAUUAUAUCCUAACUUCACCAAAUGAUGAAACUAAAAAGAAUGAUAACGACUUGGACACUCUUAUGAUUGGUCUUUUCUGGCUUAUUAUCCCAAUUAUCUUUAUUUUAUUCAUUAUCUUAGCAUUGAUUUCAUAUGCAAUCUAUAAAAAGUAUUUUGUGUAUUCUCUCAAUGCAUCUAGAAGAGCUUAA